GUCACCGCUCCUUCUCCUGCCCCCCCCUCUCUCCUUUCACUCCCCUUUGCCGGCGCACCUUCAGCCGCACCGCGUCUCACUACCUGCAGUUCUCGUGAUUCGCGCGGAAGGCGCCUUUAUUUUCUUGGCAAGCAGGCCGUAUGCAAUAAUUUUAACGCGAACGGGUGCCGUGCAUCUUCGUGUCGUUUCCUGCACAUCUGCUCUUAUUGCGCUCAGGCUCACGCCCGCCCUUCCUGCCCCCACCAUCCUCCCAAGUUCGGGCGGAGCUGACUGCUCCGCUAUCUGUCAACCCCGGUAAACGUGCCUGAACUCGCUGCUUGCCUGUCUUCUCACCCUGACCCUGUAUCGGUACGCUACCUACUCAAUGGUUUCACUUUCGGUUUUUCUCCUGGGCUCGUCUCAUUGCCGGACUUUUCUUUCUCGGCUCCCAACCUCCUGUCAGCAGAAUCUGAACCCGACGUUGUCUCCUCUCUCCUCGCCAAGGAGGUUUCUGAUGGUUUCAUGGUCGGCCCCUUUUCCUCUCCCCCUUUUUCUACUUUUCGGAUUAAUCCCAUCGGCAUUGCCACGCGCAAAUACUCGGGGAAGAAACGCCUCAUCAUUGACUUAUCCGCUCCCCAUGGCUCUUUUCUUCCUUCCGUCAAUAGCCUGGUGCCCAGCGACGAGUUUUCUUUGUGCUAUGCCCGCGUCGAUGAUGCGAUUUCCCUCAUCAAACUCGUCGGACGCGGCACUUGGAUGGCCAAAGCAGACAUCGUCUCAGCUUUUAAGGUCUUACCCAUCCAUCCUGACUUUUGGCACCUAUUUUGCGUGCGCUGGAAGGGGCAUUACUACUUCGCCACCCGGCUCGUUUUCGGCUGUAAGAGCAGCCCCAAGAUAUUUGACUGUUUCGCUGAGGCACUGUCCUGGAUCCUGCUCAACGUGUGUCGUAUUCCCUAUGUCGUGCACCUGCUGGACGACUUUCUGGUCCUCGACGCCCCGUCUUCUCCGCCCGCUCGUUGCAUCACUUCCCUAGCAUCAGUUUUUCACCGCCUGGGCGUUCCGCUGUCCGCCGAAAAGACCGUUGGUCCGUCUACAUCGCUCGAAUUUUUGGGGAUUUUGCUGGACUCUGUCAACUUACAGGCUUCUCUUCCCCGCGAUAAGCAAACUCGCAUCUCCCAAGUUCUCUCAGAGUUUCUGCAACAGCCUCGUUGCACCAAGCAGCAGCUCCUGUCGCUUCUCGGGCAUAUGAAUUUCGCCAUGCGCAUCAUCCCGCAAGGUCGCGCGUUUAUUUCCCAUCUCCUCCUCCUCGCUUCUUCAGCUACAUCCUACUUUCAGUUCGUCACCCUGGAUGAGGCUUGUCUAGCAGAGAUACGUUUCUGGCUCCUACUCCUCUCUCAUUGGAAUGGCAUUUCGUUUUUCUUUAACGACGCAGUAUCUAAUCCUGUUGAUAUUCAUCUCUUCACGGACGCCUCACCUUCCACAGGCUUUGGCGGUUUCUACGACGGCAGAUGGUUCGCCUCCCAAUGGCCUGCCGAAUUUUUUCAGCUCCCCUCGGAUCUUCGUGAUUCGUCCGCGCUUCGUGAACUUUACCCCAUCAUCGUCGCUGCCCUGCUAUGGGGACACGAAUGGACGCGACGCGUAAUUUUCACGCACUCUGAUAAUCUAGCCGUAGUAAACGCAAUCAACAAGGGUCGGUCAAAUUCCCCGUCCUUAAUGCCAUUGCUCCAGAGGCUCACGUGGCACUCCAUCAUGCAUCAGUUCAUUCUCAAAGCUGUUCACAUUCCUGGUUCAUCUAACCCCAUUGCUGAUUCUCUGUCUCGUUUCCAAUUUCAGAAAUUCAGGACCUUGGCUCCACUCUCAGACCCACAUCCAACCCCAGUUCCACCUUAUUUGGACACCAUCUUCCCGCUGCACACGCCUUCUACAAUUUGACUCUCCAAUCCCAGGACCUCAUUCUUAACGCCGUUUCCCCCAACACUCUUUCUACUUACUGGACAGGAUGGCAAUGUUUUCGUCGG
Astyanax mexicanus (Mexican tetra) is the source of this 1994-nucleotide messenger RNA. RefSeq lists its product as uncharacterized. Lineage: Eukaryota; Metazoa; Chordata; Actinopteri; Characiformes; Acestrorhamphidae. The transcript has a single exon. Bases 502 to 1908 code for a protein of 468 amino acids. The record is from RefSeq and is a predicted model, not a curated record.